This is a messenger RNA of Trametes versicolor FP-101664 SS1, 650 nucleotides long. RefSeq lists its product as uncharacterized. NCBI's taxonomy places the organism in Eukaryota, Fungi, Basidiomycota, Agaricomycetes, Polyporales, Polyporaceae. Bases 106 to 372 code for a protein of 88 amino acids. The transcript is spliced from 2 exons. The record is from RefSeq and is a predicted model, not a curated record.
GCGGCGCGAGACGCGAAACGUCCGAGCACGGCGACGGACGUGAAGAAUCGUCAGAGAGCCACGUUCUGCGUCUUCCCGCCGCACUGUCUCCCCGGGCCUCGCGUCAUGGUGCGAACCCGGGCUCCACGAGGACUCUCCGAAGCACCCCUGCUCAUUUUCCCCUCCAUUCUCCGAGGCAUUCUGCGGCAGGGGGAAGCGCGAAGCUCGCCCGCUCUCGUACACCAUCAGGGCGCGUGGCCGCGAAAUUUGCGCGUCGACCGAGUCAGAACUCAGAACCACCGCGCGAUCGGAGCCCCCUGCUUAUCCUCCGCGCAGGGCGCGGAAAAGGCCACGAAGAACGAGAAGAGCAGGCGCACGCGACUUCCCGAUUAACCUUCGCGCGUCGCGGACAGGGAGGGGGUGUAGAGCGCAAGUUGAAGCAGACCACCAUCCGGGACGCCCCCGCGACCCGGAACGGCGUGUGUACGACAUAACUCUCGUUGCCGCGGCCGGGAGAAGGAUGGUCCCCGACGACCACAGACGCACACAGCGGAGGUAGCCCUGCAGAUGCCAGGUCAACGUGUCCGGGUUCUGCCGCCCGCGGCGAAUCAGAAUCGACGAACGUCGUCGAACCUGGGGGUGAUAUCGUCGCGCAGAUGGAAUGCCGCACG